AUGGAGACCCCAACUCCCAGGAAAAGCCCUAACUCCUCCCUCAGACUAAGGCCCCCAGGGCAGGGCCAUCCCUUUGCCCUCCCAGGACCCUGUCUUUCCCCCUCAACCUGGGCUUCCAGGUCAGGUCUAUGCCCUCUCCCCUCAGUCUGGGCUGUGGGGGGCUUCUGGCUGAGCCUCUUCUCUCUGACCCCACUGGCCACAGAGCGCAUCAACUAUGUGCCCCAGCUCUCAAGUGCCACUCUGGCAGGGACACUUACCCAGUCCACCUUCACUCUGGAGCAGCCGCGGGGCCAGUUCAGUCACCUCAACAUCUCCGACUUUGACCCUAUCUGGCUGGUGGUGGCCCAGAGCAACGCCUCCCAGAACUUCAUUGCCCCACAGAGGGUGGAGGACACCCCAGUCCCUGCUGACCUCCCCCAGAGGGGCUACUACCUCACGAUGAUGGCCAGCCGGGCACUCUAUCCGGGUAGCCAGCCUGGCAACCAGCUCCGGGUCCUCCGUGUUGGCAAUGACACUGGCUGCUUCCCAACCACAAGAGGCUGCAACCACCCCCUGCCAGGUCCGGGGCCCUACCGAGUGAAGUUCCUGGUGAUGAGUGACAGAGGACCCGUGGCUGAGACAGAGUGGUCCAGUGACACCCUUCUGCAGCAAGCUGAGGCACUCCAGGCUACCCCAGGGCUCCAGAGCACGGGCACAGUGGUCAUAAUCGCCACCCUCUCAGUCCUGCUGGCUGUCCUCCUCACCACCCUCCUUGCCCUGCUCAUCUACACCUGCUAUGACAGCUGUGGGAGCAGCCCCAUUUCGGGACCAGAGGAGUUGGUGUGCAUGAGAAGAUAUAACUCCCACCACAUGUUCAUCCCUCCAGCUAUGGGGGGCUCCUGAGUGGCCCUGGGGGGCACCCAUCUCCGCAACCUUCUCCCUGGUCCAGGCUGCAGAGCCUGGGCUGGGAGCAUGUCCUGCAGCUUCUGGAGCUCAGAAAUCACUAUCAGAAAUAAACAUCCCCAACAUCCCUCUGUACAUCGUGUCAUUGUACACCUGGCAGUCUCCCCACUC
Messenger RNA from Miniopterus natalensis, 1053 nucleotides. The record is from RefSeq and is a predicted model, not a curated record. Lineage: Eukaryota; Metazoa; Chordata; Mammalia; Chiroptera; Miniopteridae.